Penicillium cinerascens is the source of this 375-nucleotide messenger RNA. RefSeq lists its product as uncharacterized. The transcript has a single exon. Bases 1 to 375 code for a protein of 124 amino acids. NCBI's taxonomy places the organism in Eukaryota, Fungi, Ascomycota, Eurotiomycetes, Eurotiales, Aspergillaceae. The record is from RefSeq and is a predicted model, not a curated record.
AUGCUUUUCACCAACGUCGCCGCCAUUGCCCUUGGCUUCUUUGCCUCCUCAGGCCUCGCCGCUCCCUCUUGGGCAAAAUAUGUCACUGUCCAACUGGCCAACGAACAAUCUGGAACCAAUUCCGACAUCACUAUCCCCAUUGACGGAGUGAUGCGUCCCGUCCAAGAGCUCUGGGGUCAAACCGAUGUUGCACACGAGGGUCUUGUCUUCGCGUCGAGCGCCAUGUUAACCGCUUUCCCGGAGACUACUAUUUGCACCUUCACUGAAGGGCCGCGCCUGGAUGCGACCUUGAAUGCGGAGAAGGCAUACACUUCAUUCGGAGGAGUCAGAGACCUCUGUGCUGCCUAUGUGAUGUGCAAGUGCGAGGACUUUUAA